This is a messenger RNA of Talpa occidentalis (Iberian mole), 1792 nucleotides long. RefSeq names its product syntaxin 4 (gene STX4). Lineage: Eukaryota; Metazoa; Chordata; Mammalia; Eulipotyphla; Talpidae. Gene Ontology annotation, biological process: intracellular protein transport; vesicle fusion; exocytosis. Bases 70 to 960 code for a protein of 296 amino acids. The transcript has 11 exons. Gene Ontology annotation, molecular function: SNAP receptor activity; SNARE binding. Gene Ontology annotation, cellular component: endomembrane system; SNARE complex; plasma membrane. The record is from RefSeq and is a predicted model, not a curated record.
UUCGGGAGUUGCAAACUUGGGAUCCAGAGGCCCUCUGGGCUCAGGUGCCGGGAAGGAGCUGGAGCCGCCAUGCGGGACAGGACCCGAGAGCUGAGACAGGGGGAUGACAGUUCGGACGAUGAGGACGAGGAGCACGUCGCGCUGGUGGUCCAGCCGGGCACCGCGCGCCUGGGGAGCCCGGACGAUGAGUUCUUCCAAAAGGUCCGGACAAUUCGGCAGACUAUUGUCAAGCUGGAGAAUAAAGUCCGGGAGCUGGAGAAGCAGCAGGUCACCAUCCUGGCCACGCCCCUUCCCGAGGAGAGCAUGAAGCAGGACCUGCAGAAUCUGCGUGAAGAGAUCAAACAGCUGGGAAGGGAGAUCCGCUCUCAACUGAAAGUCAUAGAGCCGCAGAAGGAGGAAGCUGAUGAGAAUUAUAACUCGAUCAACACAAGAAUGAGAAAAACCCAGCAUGGGAUCCUGUCCCAGCAAUUCGUGGAGCUCAUCAAUAAGUGCAACUCCAUGCAGUCCGAGUACCGAGAGAAGAACGUGGAGCGGAUUCGGAGGCAGCUGAAGAUCACAAAUGCCGGAAUGGUGUCCGACGAGGAGCUGGAGCAGAUGCUGGACAGUGGGCAGAGUGAGGUGUUUGUGUCCAAUAUAUUGAAGGACACUCAGGUGACUCGACAGGCGCUAAAUGAGAUCUCGGCCCGGCAUAGUGAGAUCCAGCAGCUUGAACGCAGUAUCCGUGAACUUCAUGAGAUUUUCACUUUUCUGGCUACUGAGGUGGAGAUGCAGGAGGAGACGAUCAACCGGAUUGAGAAGAACAUCUUGAGCUCAGCUGACUAUGUGGAACGUGGGCAGGAACAUGUCAAGCUGGCCCUGGAGAACCAGAAGAAAGCUCGGAAAAAGAAACUUAUGAUUGCCAUUUGUCUGUCCAUCACUGCCCUCAUCCUGGUGAUCAUCAUUUCUAUCUCAUUGAUAUGAUACCUUCGCACAUUCUCGGCACUAAGACCAUCUGGGACCCAGUAUCUGCCUUCUCUCCCAGGAGCUGGGGAGGGCAGAACAGAGCCUCCAGCCGGACCCCCACAUUCACCCCGUGCACAGGGGCAGACGGUUCUCUGGGGUUGGCAGCCAUUCAUUCAUGGGGGUCUUCUUGCUUGGGCCACAGUGCCUGGGGGAGGGCCUGCAGUGUCCUGUUUGGCUGGGACACACAGUUUUGUAAGAAAUUUAAACAAAAAAAGAGCUUGGAAACUCCCUUGUGUGUGUGUAUUUCUGGAAGGGCCAGCCCAGGGCCUCUAGGUGUCCAGCCUUCCCUCCUCUUGACCAUCCUUGGUACCAGGCCCAGCCCAGGCAGGUGCAGAGGAGACUGUCCUAGUGCAAAGCCCAUAGCCAACUGGCAUGGCUCUUCUGUUCUCCCACAGGAAUGGGGUGCUGGGGGGGGAGGUCUCACCCACAUCUGGCUGGGUACUUACUGUCCUGGGGAAAGACUGCUGUGCAUGACCUGAAGAAGUGAAGCUGGCCAGGCCAGACUGGGAUACAGGUGAGAGGUGUGUGUGUGACAUCAGUGGGCAUUCCUAACUUGAGAGAAAGAGGUAUUAGGGAAAAGUAAUUGAGUAAUUGAGGCUGUUAUUUUUGGAUACAACGUGCAGAAAGGGCCUGUCUGGCUGAGAGGAGUAGAAAGAGGGAGACAUGUUUGAGUUAACUGUUAAGUGAGAGGAGCCAAUUCUGGGGAAGAAGCAGGGCAAAGGGUUGCCAGGCAGAGGAAACAGCAGGCCUGGGCCAGGGCCUAGGAAAGGGCUUUGUCUUUGACAUAAGA